Fonsecaea nubica is the source of this 915-nucleotide messenger RNA. RefSeq lists its product as hypothetical. The record is from RefSeq and is a predicted model, not a curated record. The transcript has a single exon. Gene Ontology annotation, molecular function: oxidoreductase activity, acting on the CH-OH group of donors, NAD or NADP as acceptor. Bases 1 to 915 code for a protein of 304 amino acids. NCBI's taxonomy places the organism in Eukaryota, Fungi, Ascomycota, Eurotiomycetes, Chaetothyriales, Herpotrichiellaceae.
AUGGCAACAUCCACGUCCACACACAACAGACCCAGACCGGCGUUCCAAGAUGAGCCCAUCCCCAUAUACCCAGACCUUCCCGGCAAAGUUGCCAUCGUGACGGGGAUCGGGCAGUUCGGCGACCCCUCGGUCGAGGACAACUGGGGCAACGGGGCCGCGGCGGCGUUCGCGCUCGCCCGCUCCGGCGUCAAGGUGUUUGGGUGCGACGUGGACCUCGCAGCCGCGGAGCGCACGAAGCGGCGGAUCGAGAAGCACGUACCGGGCGCGGUCGUGGACGUGGCUGUCGCGGACGCGACGGACUCGGCGUCGAUCGAGACGUUCGUGCGCGCCGUGACACAGCGCCACAACGGCCGCGUCGACAUCCUCGUCAAUAACGUCGGGGGCGCGCAUCGUGGCGGCCCCGUCGAAAUGCCCGAGGAGCUGUGGGACCAGGAACUCACGCUGAACCUCAAAUCCGUCUACCUCAUGUGCCACUUUGUGCUGCCUGUGCUGACCGCCCAACCUGCUGGCGGUGCGGUCAUCAACAUCGGCAGCAUCGCCGGCCUGCGAUACAUCGGCAAGCCGCAGGCCGCGUACGCGGCGGCGAAGGCCGGCGUCCACAUGUUCACCAAGCACACGGCCGUGUACUACGCCGACAAGGGCGUGCGGAUCAACGUCGUCGUUCCCGGGUUGAUCUCCACGCCCCUCGUGUCCCGCAUCGCAGAGUACUACGGCGGCGAUUACGACGAGUUUGUGCGGACGAGGAACGCGCAGGUCCCCACGGGCGAGAUGGGCACCAGCGCCGACGUCGCCAACGCGGUCCUCUUCCUCGCCAGUUCCGUCGCGUCCCGCCAUAUGACGGGCCAGGAACUGAUUAUUGAUGGCGGCAUGACCUCCAGCACAGGCAGUGUCAACAGUGGUAUGGCGGAGAAGUAG